Messenger RNA from Lachnellula hyalina, 696 nucleotides. RefSeq lists its product as uncharacterized. The transcript is spliced from 2 exons. NCBI's taxonomy places the organism in Eukaryota, Fungi, Ascomycota, Leotiomycetes, Helotiales, Lachnaceae. The record is from RefSeq and is a predicted model, not a curated record. Gene Ontology annotation, molecular function: carbon-sulfur lyase activity. The coding region runs from base 1 to 696 and encodes 231 amino acids.
AUGACCCACCAACAUCCCCUCCAGGGCGGUUGCUCUUGCGGGCGAAAUCGCUAUACCAUCCAGAUCCCUCAAGAUGCCACCGAAAGUGCACGAGUCUUAUUUGACAGCAGUGCCGUUGCACGCCGAUCUCAAGCAGCUCCUCUUUCUGCGUGGCUCCGUGUGCCACUGACAUGGUAUCAAUCAACAACUUACGCUUUCUUCGAAGAUGAAAACCACUCUGCAAUAUACCGUUCCUACACCUCUCCACACGAGCAGGACGCCAAACGCAACUUCUGCGGCUUCUGCGGAACGCCUCUAUCGUACUGGUCUGAAUCGCCUGCCAGCGAGGCCGAAUACAUCUCUCUGACCUUGGGAUCCUUGAAUGGCUCUGAUUUGCGGGAUCUGGAGGAGUUGGGUGUUUUCCCUACAGAAGCCCUCGAAGAUGCGGAGAGCGACAAGGAGAAGAUCGAGAAGGCCGUCCCUAUUGCUGGGAGUUACACUACGAGCGAGGGAUUGCCGUGGUUUGAGACAAUGGUCGAUGGAAGUAGAUUGGGCAAGCUGAAGAAGAGUAGUGGUCACCGCCAAAGUGGCAGAUAUAAGGUGGAGUGGGAAAUUGUGGAGUGGACUGAUGAUGCGGAGGAUGUGAAUGUGAGUUCUUCGAAGAGGAAACUGGGCGAAGUGGAGGAGGGUGACUUUCGAAUGGAAGGUACACAAUGA